Molecule: messenger RNA, 1127 nt
Organism: Strongylocentrotus purpuratus (purple sea urchin)
Lineage: Eukaryota; Metazoa; Echinodermata; Echinoidea; Camarodonta; Strongylocentrotidae
Product: little elongation complex subunit 2-like
Exons: 6
Coding region: 1-1023 (340 amino acids)
Biological process (GO): positive regulation of transcription by RNA polymerase III; snRNA transcription by RNA polymerase II; snRNA transcription by RNA polymerase III
Cellular component (GO): transcription elongation factor complex
Source: RefSeq, a predicted model, not a curated record
AUGAAGAGAAAAGGGACACCAAAGAAAGGUUCUUCUGCAAGGUCAGGCACACCCAGGAAGCUAGGAAAUAAAGGAAAUAAAGACCAAGGUGAGAAGAACAAAGCAGAGUCAACCAUCGAUGAAAUCAUGCGGCUCCAGGAGAAAAUGCUCACCAGACAGAAGUCAAAUGGUCAACAACACUCUCAAGGUCAACCUCAAAGUCAUGGCUCUCAAGGUCAACCUCAAAGUCAUAACUCUCAAGGUCAUGGCACUCAAAGUCAUGAACAAGGUCAUCAAGGAAGUAAUGAAGCCAUUGGUGCAGAAGAGACGCAAGCUGUGACGGGUUUCGUGCCUGAAGGUGUAGACUUGGUGCCUCCGACGGAAGGAAGCUGGGCCUAUAGCCUCUGGAAGUUUGGCAGAUUACGAUUGCUGACACAAAGCAAAUGUCCCGGCACGUUACAGGGCGAGGUUGUGAGUGUGGGUGAGAAGAUGGAGUAUCAGUCGGGUCUUGGCCUGGAGAUGCAAACAGCUAGUGAUCUGACUAGGAUGUGGCUCAACCUCUCCCUAAACCCAGGAUCAAAGUACCUCAGAGGCAGAAUAGAUUCCAGAACAUCGGAGAUCCUAAGCUGGGAAUGUCUAGAUGGCUCAACCAUGGGUCAGCCACAACAAGCAUUCAGCCCUGGUAUGUGCAUGAAGGUACUGUAUCUAAUCCUUGGCAAGUUAGCGGCUUUAUCCAAGGGCAGAUACCUGCUGAGGCACAGACCUGGAGAUGCUCAUAUCUGCAUCUACCAGUGCGUGGACCCAACCGCCAAGAAUGUACGGGCACCGUAUGACCUUCAUGCAGCUCAUAAAACCAGUCAGCUGAUGACAUCACUUCCUCCCACAAUCCCCUGGGUACCUCUGGAUCCCAGUGCUCCGUAUCGUAGCAACAGAUGGAGGGGCUGUGUCCCUCUCACCUUCCCACCUUCCCCUCAAAACUUCAAGCAUCCAUCAACCCAGCAUGGUGGCAAACACAGGAAGAAGAAUAAGAAGAAGAAAAGAUGAACCUGGGGAACUGCUUGCACAGUAGUACUUAACUAUAGCCUCUUGAUGUGUAGAGAUGUCGCAGUAGUGUGGUUUAAGCACUUGACAUGAAAUGCAAAGGUCAU